GAGUGGGUGUUUGUGUCUGUCGUAGUAUCUGGCAACCCUGGACAGCCCCAGCCGGUGAAUCUUGCGUCGGUUCCUCGCUCAGCUGAACCUCCGCAGUAGGUCUCUCUGUGUAGCCGGUUAGCAUCAUGGCGAACGUUGUGGAUACUAAGCUAUACGACAUCCUCGGAGUUUCACCAUCUGCCUCUGAAAAUGAACUAAAAAAGGCCUACCGGAAAUUGGCCAAAGAGUACCAUCCUGACAAAAACCCUGAUGCUGGAGACAAGUUUAAAGAGAUCAGUUUUGCGUAUGAGGUCCUGACAAACCCAGAAAAAAAGGAGCUUUAUGAUCGCUAUGGAGAACAGGGGCUACGGGAGGGAGGAGGCGGAGGGCCUGGCAUGGACGAUAUCUUCUCUCACAUUUUUGGUGGAGGACUGUUUGGGUUCAUGGGGGGACAGGGCAGAGGACGCAAUGGAGGCAAGAGGAGAGGAGAUGAUAUGGUACACCCUCUGAAAGUUUCUCUUGAAGACCUCUACAAUGGCAAAACCACCAAACUGCAGCUCAGUAAGAAUGUGCUGUGUGGUGCCUGUAAUGGUCAGGGGGGUAAGGCAGGAGCAGUGCAGAAGUGUGUGGCAUGCAGAGGACGAGGUAUGAGAAUCAUGAUUAGACAGCUGGCCCCUGGGAUGGUCCAACAGAUGCAGUCAGUCUGCACAGACUGCAAUGGAGAGGGUGAGGUGAUAAAUGAGAAGGACCGCUGCAGAAAGUGUGAGGGUCAUAAGGUGUGUAAGGAGACUAAGCUUCUGGAGGUGCAUGUGGACAAAGGCAUGAGACAUGGACAGAAGAUCACAUUCUCUGGGGAAGCUGACCAAGCACCAGGCGUCGAACCAGGAGAUAUAGUCCUGGUGCUGCAAGAGAAAGAACAUGAGGAAUUCCGCCGUGAUGGCAGUGACCUUCACAUGGUCCAACGUAUCGGCCUGGUUGAGGCUCUGUGUGGCUUCCAGUUGACUGUCACUCACCUUGAUGGACGCCAGUUGCUUGUCAAAUACCCACCUGGCAAGGUCAUCGAGCCAGGCUGUAUUCGAAUGGUGAAGGGAGAGGGAAUGCCUCAGUAUAGAAACCCAUUUGAGAAGGGAGACCUUUACAUCAAGUUUGACGUCCAAUUCCCUGAAAACAACUGGAUUAGCCCCGAAAAACUAAAUGAACUAGAGUGCUUGCUGCCUGCUCGUGCUGAAAAUCCUGUUAUUGCAGCAGAUGCAGAGGAAGUUGACCUGACAGAUUUUGACAAGAGUCAAGGGUCAGGAGGUGGAGCCAGGAGAGAGGCCUACAAUGAUAGUUCUGAUGAGGAAGGGGGCCAUCAUGGCCCAGGGGUGCAGUGCGCACACCAAUAGAAAGACUCAUACAUAAAGACAUGCACACACAUAACACAUAAAUACAUGAACAUCCCUCGAGUACCAUCGCUAACACCAUUCAAGACUUGAUGCACAUCCAUGCACAUUUCUCUCCUUUCAUGAUUCCAAUGAAAAUGAGACAUACACAAAUACAUAUACAGGUAUAUCCACCCUCCUCAGUUCCAUGGUGCCCAUAAGUCAGAUGUGUGGAUGCUGGAUGUGUGAUGACCAUUUUGUGUUUAUGGACAGUAGUGCUCAUCAAAGCCUUCAGCAAGAAGGUGGUCUCAGUCUCAGAGGUCAUUGACUGAACAUGACUUUGACUUCCCUAUUUUCAUCCUAGGCUUUUCCCUUUCACUGUGGGAAACACCAGUCUAGUGUAUAAAAUGCAAAUAUUGUUGACUAUCUUGUAUAAUGUGUAGUUUAGUCUAUCACACACAAGCGCAUGCUGCUUUCUUGCUGAAGAUCUUGCACAUAUAGAUCCAGGGUCCGGACACUAUAGAGAAAUCACCACACCUGUUUAAAUUUCAAUGUGUCCCUGCUAUCAGAGUGCUCUGCUAUCAUGAGAGCUGACCUGAUUACGGCCCUAAAAAUGCGUCCUCUGCACAGCCUGCUGAGAACCGCACGUCUAACGCACCUCAUCCUCUACGGUGAACUGUCAUAUUUUAAAAACGGGACUGGUUGUGUUUAGUCCCCAGCUGUCACAUUGCUAGAAUAUUAAAGCCCUGAGUAUAGCACCUGUCAGCAAGGCACCAUGUUUUCUUAGUUUGGAAUUUAAACUUUUUGUCUUUGUUGGUUUGAAUGUUAGUGUGUUCGAGACCACAGAACUUGAACCUGAGUUGUGUACUCUUCUUGUGAUUUGAGGACACACUUGUGUACUUUGUAUGUAUGUAUGUGUGUAAUGCAGUGGCUCAGUGUGUGUGAGCUGCUGUGGAAUGUUCUGGCUUAUUAGCGUGAUAGGUAUUCCUGCUUUGUGUUGGACUGCAGUGUGAGUGGACACUAUAGGGGGUCAAUUCAAGAGGAAAAAACAGACCGUUUAUUUGCUGAGAUUCUCUCCCAUGUAGACAUUUUCCCUCUACUCACCAGGACAGAGAGAUCCUCCUCUCUUGCAGGAAAACCACUGGGCCCACACCAACCUUCUGUAUUAUACAUAUCUCCCCAUCGUAGAGAUGUUAGCCAAACUUACGUCCUUUGACAUGUUACAAUAUUCCCAUCCCCAUAUACCUGUAAAUAAAUACAGCCCCAGUCCAUAGGUGCAUUCAAAGUCUACAGCAGUGUCCUUCGUCUAGUCACAUUAUUUCUUACACAAUAGAGUAAUGGCCAACAGUGCCAAUAUAAAUGUUUUGUUCACAAGAAGGUGAGUUGAUGGAACCUCUGUAGACUGUUAACAUGCACCUCUGCGACUCAUUGUGUAUGUAAUGUAGGCCACAGGGGGAUAAUGUGUACACAACUGAAGGGGGUCAUUGAUAAAUGACAUUAAUGUUGAUGCUUAUGUUUGUCAAGAUGAUAAUUAAACUGUAUAAUAAACAGUCA
Messenger RNA from Siniperca chuatsi (mandarin fish), 2894 nucleotides. It is a transcript of the gene dnaja2b, whose product is annotated as DnaJ heat shock protein family (Hsp40) member A2b. The coding region runs from base 126 to 1364 and encodes 412 amino acids. Lineage: Eukaryota; Metazoa; Chordata; Actinopteri; Centrarchiformes; Sinipercidae. The transcript is spliced from 9 exons. Gene Ontology annotation, molecular function: Hsp70 protein binding; ATP binding. Gene Ontology annotation, biological process: protein refolding; response to heat. Gene Ontology annotation, cellular component: cytosol; cytoplasm. The record is from RefSeq and is a predicted model, not a curated record.